UUUCCAUAGUGCGUCUGUGUUUGGAUUUGUAGAGGGAGUAAUGGACACAAGAACCAAAGCAGCAAUACUUUACCUGCUGGUUGGAUGCUGGCUUUCUUUCUCGGUAGCUCAAAACUUAUGCUUUGUUAAUACUUGCUCCAAUAAUGGUACUUGCUAUAUUGAAAAUGGAUCUGACGUGUGUAUGUGCCCUCCUUCCUAUACUGGAAUGACGUGUGAGAUUGAAGUGGUGAGUGGCUGUCAAAGUACGACUUGUAAAAAUGGAGGCACUUGCAACGAUGAAGAUGGAGUGGUAAGAUGUGACUGUUUGCCUAUUUUUACUGGUCAAUUCUGUGAUUCGUUGCUCAAUGGCUGCGACAGUAAUCCUUGCUUUAAUGAGGCAACUUGUAGCAACUUCUUUGGUGCAUUUGUCUGUUCGUGUCCACCUGGCUUUACUGGCAGACAGUGUGAGACUGAUAAUAAUGAUUGUGCAUCUAAUCCUUGUGCUGAUGGAGGCACCUGCAUAGAUGAAGUGAACGGCUAUACCUGUGAGUGUCCGCCUGGUUUCACUGGUUCCAACUGUAGCAUCAAUAUUGAUGACUGCCGAGGCUCUGAUGUUGAAUGUCAUAACGAUGGAGAAUGUCUUGAUUUAGUUGAUGAUUACUACUGCGAUUGCACGGAAGAAUUUGGUGGAAGAAACUGUGAGAUAGAAUCUGACUGUCCACUUGAUAACCUCACACAAUGUGAAAAUAAUGGAUUCUGUCAUCGAAACACAUCCUCUUGCUCCUGCAUAACUGGUUAUACUGGUACCUAUUGUGAAACAGAGCUUAACGAAUGCGACUCAAACCCCUGCAAUAAUGGAACCUGUGUGGAUAAAAUUGGUUCAUUUUCAUGCAAUUGUUUUCCAGGAUACACUGGCCAGCAAUGCGAGGAGGUCAUUGAUAUGUGUCAACCCCAGCCUUGUUAUAACGGAGCAAUGUGUGUCUCAUCUAUCAAUGGUUUUGACUGCUUCUGUCGUCAGGGCUACACCGGGCAGUUCUGUCAAGUUGAUAUAGAUGAAUGCCUUAGCUCCCCAUGUCAAAAUGGGGGCAACUGCACUGAGAUGGUCAAUGGCUUCUCCUGUGGUUGUCUCCCUGGAUAUUCUGGGACUCAGUGUGAAAUUGACUCUUGCUCAUCCCAACCUUGUCAAAAUGAUGGAACUUGCAUUGCAAACGGUUUGACGUAUUCCUGUGUUUGCUCUUUGGAUUACACAGAUGAGAACUGUACUACAUUUAUAACCCCGUGCUACUUUGAGCCUUGCCUUAAUGGAGCUACCUGCAUCAAUGAAGACUUGGAUAACUACACGUGCUCAUGUCUACCUGGCUUCACUGAGGAAGACUGCAGUGUCAAUAUUGAUGAUUGUGGGAGCAACCCUUGCCAAAAUGAAGGCACUUGUAUUGACCUGGUCAAUGAUUAUCAGUGUGAUUGCAGUGCAGGUUAUACCGGCAGUGAUUGUCAAACUGAUAUUGAUGAAUGUCUAAUGACUCCUUGCUUUAAUAAUGGCACAUGCACUGAUCUGGUUAACAGUGUCAGCUGUGAGUGUCCUCCUGGUUUCAAUGGCUCCUUAUGCCAAAACAACAUCAACGAGUGCUCAUCUUCACCUUGUUCAUCAGGUUCAACCUGCAUUGAUGAGAUUGAUGACUUCACAUGCUUAUGCCCAAUGGGUUUAACAGGCACACAGUGUGAUAUUAGUAUCAUAGACUGCUCCGACAUGCCUUGUGGUAAUAAUGGAACUUGUACUGAUACUCCUGGAGGCUAUGAGUGUAGCUGCUCUUCUGGAUACACUGGAGUCCAUUGCAUGGUAAAUAUCAAUGACUGCUUACCUCAUCCUUGCAACAAUGGUACAUGCAUAGACGGUAUUAAUGAGUAUGUAUGUAUAUGUCCUGAGGAUUAUACUGGAGAUAACUGCGAAACACCCAUUGAUCAUUGCGACUCUAAUCCCUGCUCAUCUCUAGCUACAUGCAUCACUAAUCCUGGAGGCUAUCAAUGCAUUUGCCCCAUUGAUUUCACUGGCACUGACUGCUUUGAUCAAAUUAAUGAUUGUCAGCCCAACCCAUGCAACAAUGGUGGAACUUGCUCUGACUUGAUUGGAACUUUUAAUUGUAGUUGUCCCCUUGGUUUUGAAGGCUCAAUCUGUGAGUAUGACAUCAACGAGUGUGCGUCCCUUCCUUGUCUCAAUGGAGGAAACUGCACCGACCUAGUAAACGGAUACUCCUGCUCCUGUCCUCAUGGAUUCAACGGAACCAACUGUGAGAAUAGCACCAUCACUACAUGUGAAAGCGUUGUGUGUGAAAAUGGUGGAAUGUGCGAUGAUACACCGACUGGAUUUGAAUGCCUCUGUCCUAAUGGAUACACUGGGCCGUACUGUCAGAAUAAUAUCGACGACUGCUUAUCGAAUCCUUGCCUGAACAAUGCCACUUGCAUAGAUGAGAUUGCUAAUUACACAUGCGAGUGUACCGAAGGCUUUGACGGUCGUAAUUGUGCUAUAGACACUGACCUUUGUUCUCCUCAGCCUUGCUUCAAUGGCGGAACGUGCUCUGAAACUUCUGACUCAUUCUUUUGUACUUGUCCUCUUGGUUAUUUUGGUUCGCACUGUCAAAACACUCUCGAUCCUUGCUCUAGCAGUCCAUGCCUCAAUAGUGGAAUAUGUACUAAUGUUAAUGGAACUAAUUUCAGUUGUGCUUGUAGUCAAGCAUAUGGAGGGGAAAGGUGUGAAAUCAAGCUUUUCCCCGAUUGUUUAGACAUGCCUUGUCUUAAUAAUGGGACCUGUGCUGAGCUGGUGGGGUCUGGAAAUAUUGGCGGGUCGGGGGCCGGGGAGCCUGGUCCGAGAAUUUACUGUCAAUGUCCAUUGGGUUACGCUGGGGAGUUCUGUGAAAAUAUAACUGACCUUUGUGUUUCAUCUCCUUGUAAGAACAAUGCUACGUGUAUAGGAGACUCUGCUAACUUUACAUGCACAUGUUUGCCCGGUUUUACUGGGACGCUAUGUGAGACAGAGCUCACUGGUUGUCACACGGAGUUAUACCCUUGCUUAAACGGAGGAGAGUGCAUGGAGAUGGACGGACAGUUCAUGUGUAAUUGUGCUCCUGGUUUUACUGGCCCUCUCUGUGGCUAUGGAAUCAACGAGUGUAGGAACCAGCCUUGUCUUAAUGGAGGGACCUGCAGGGACUUUUUCCGAUAUUACGUUUGUAUUUGCCCACCGAAUUUCACCGGAACUGAUUGCGAAAGCAUGAUAGACCCUUGUACUAACAUUGAUUGUAACAAUGGCUCUUGCAUUGGUGAUAUGGGUACCUAUACGUGUCAGUGUGAUCCAGGCUGGACAGGACUACAAUGUGAAUCAGAGAUUAAUGAAUGCGAUGGUGUGGACUGUACUAAUGGUACGUGUGUAGACUUAAUCAAUAACUACACUUGUCAAUGUUCUGAUGGUUUCACUGGCCAGUUCUGUGAGAUUAACAUAGACGAUUGUGCUGGUAUUAACUGCAAUAAUGGUACUUGUGUUGAUGGUAUAGGCAGCUAUCAAUGUGACUGUUUAUUGGGAUACACAGGCCCUAGCUGUGAUACAAUCAUUGAUGAUUGUGCUGGUAUGCCCUGUAUGAAUAAUGCCUCCUGCAUUGAUCUAUUUAAUAAUUACACGUGUGUCUGUUCCGAUGGAUUUACUGGACGAUUCUGUGAAGUUAACAUUGACGAUUGUUUAAACAUUAAUUGCAAUAACGGAAGUUGUGAAGACCUCAUCAAUGAUCAUAUGUGUAAUUGUUUUCCUGGUUUUACCGAUCAGCGUUGUGAGACUGAUAUCAAUGAGUGUGAUGGUAAUCCAUGCAAUGAUGGCACCUGUACUGAUGGCAUUAAUAGCUUUAGCUGCUCAUGUCCACCAGAUUAUACUGGGGAUACUUGUGACACUGAAAUUAAUUUAUGCUUAAUGGAGCAACCCUGUCUUAAUAAUGGGACUUGUACUUCAGAUAAAAUAGAGGGAAUCCCAAUCUAUAAUUGUAGUUGUUCAGUGCCCCUUUACAGUGGAGAUAACUGUGAGCAGAUAAACUCUUGUUCACUCUCUCCUUGUCAGAAUAAUGCCACCUGUACUGGUAACCUCACCACUGGAGAUUACACUUGUCAUUGUAGUGAGAACUAUUAUGGCACUCACUGUGAGAGAUUCGACUAUUGCCACUCUAAUCCCUGUCAGAAUGAUGGUACUUGUAUUAAUGGCAGUCCUGGUAAUCUUAUAUCAGAUACGUUCCUCUGCAUAUGCAUGCCUCAGUUCAAUGGAUCUGAUUGCAGUAUGGAACUGUCUCCUUGCUCCAUUGAUCCUUGUAUGAACGGAGGGACGUGUGUGGAAGAUGGUAGCACUCGUUACUGUCAAUGUCCUGUUGGAUAUACUGGAAACAACUGCUCCGAAGUAUUCUCCAGUGAUACUCCAUACUUCAAUGGUGAUUCCUAUACACUAGUACCAUACUCCCCAAAUAAUAACAACAGUCAAUCGCUCAUCAACCUUCACUUCAGGACAUCAUCUCAAUCCGGCCUACUCUUAUACAUAUCCGAAGAAGACCAUUCAAGCUACCUUUCGCUUGGAAUUGAGGCUGGCCUCCUUUCUUUGAGGAUGAGACAAGAAGGAUCCUUUAUCCAGUCGGUAGCAAGGUAUCAUCCUGUCUCUGACGAUCGCUGGCAUUAUGUCGAGGUGACUCAAAAUGGCCUCGAAAUUAAAACUGAAAUUGAUGGCUACCCCAAUUCAACCUCUCUAAUAGAUAUGUUCCUAAUCUUUGAACCUGCUGUUACUUAUAUUGGCGGUUUUGAUAAUUAUACUUCUCUUCCUUCGGCUGUGCUACAAUCCUCUGGAUUCAUUGGCUACAUCAAUGCUACCAUACAAUUGGGAGGAGAGGCUUUGCAUAUCAUUGAUGAUUCUAUUGCUGGUAGAGAUAUUGCUCAUGGAGAGGCUGCUGGUUCCUGUGGUCCUGAAACUUGCAGUAAUGGAGGAAUAUGUGUGGAGGAGAGUCAGUCGUCUUUCUUAUGUCUUUGUCCUAUUGGGUUUAGAGGAGAUACUUGUGAACAAGAUACUGAAAUCAUUGUCCCAUACUUCAACACAAGAUCCUAUGCCAUUGUCUCUAAUGAUGCCUUCUCAUUGUACGGUGGUAUUGAUAUUGACAUUACCCUUCACACCAGUUCACCCAAUGGCCUCAUAUACUACCUCUAUGACUCCACCAAUGUCACUAAUGACUACUUUACCCUCUACCUGGAAGAAGGAGGUAUCGGUAUUGAGUACAGUAUGGAGGGUAGUGCUCACAUUGUCUCCUAUCAAGGAAACGUUAGUGAUAAUGAAUGGCAUUUGAUGACAGUCCAGCUCAAUACAAGUGGAUUAUACCUAAUACUGGAUGGGUCAUUGGUGCUCUAUAGCAAUAAUGCCACAUUGAGCUCUAUAUAUCUUACCUCACCAUUAUUCUUAGGAGGCCUGCCUAAUGGUUUAAUAGCUGAUAGUGUCAGUGGGUCAGGACUCAACGGUUGCAUACGUGACGUUCAAAUUAGUAACACGUCUCUGGGUCUCAUUGAAAAUAAUGUAUUAUAUGGAUUGGGUCUAUUGGAGUGCCCACAGUCCCUAUGUCCAUUAGUCCAGUGUCUCAAUGGUGGUACUUGUGUGGAUAGUGAUGUGUCUGUGUUUGGGUUUGAGUGUUCAUGUCCUUCUGGUUACAACGGGACAUAUUGUGAAGUCCUGCUCUCUACCUGUAUUCCUAAUCCUUGUCUCUUUGAUGGAGUUUGUACUGAUUUUAAUAACAUGACUUACUCUUGUCAGUGCACUUUGGGUAGACAAGGAAGAAUCUGUGAUGAAGAGCUCAACAUUACAGUCCCUGCAUUCUAUGGUAACUCAUACCUUGCCUAUAGCUCACUAUCCAGUAUAACCAAUGUACAGAGUAACCUGAUACUCUCUCUAACAUUCAAACCAACCUCACCCUCUGGGCUAUUACUAUUCAAUGGACACAGUAACACUGAUUUUUCUCAAUAUGUAUCCAUCUCGCUCGUUAACUCUUCCGUAGUGUACAAGUUUGAUUUAGGAUCUGGUCUUGCCACGAUAUCCUCUCCAAUAACACUGGGUCUGAAUCAGUGGCAUACCAUUACCGCUUAUCGAACUGGUAGGGUUGGUUUUCUACGAGUAAAUGACGAGGAAUUAUUGACCAAUACUUCUCUUGGUACACUGAAUGGGUUGAACAUAGCCGGUGACAUGUGGUUGGGUGGAACUGAUAGGUUUAAUAUAAUAUCACAGCAUGCUGGAGUAGGUACUGGAUUGACUGGUUGUAUUAGCAGUGUUAGUGUCAAUGGUAUAUCCAUUAAUCUGGUGUCUAGUGCGGAGAGAGGUCUUAACAUUGGAGAAUGUAACAUGACGUCUUGUUCCAGUUUCCCAUGCUUUAAUGGCGGGACUUGUACUGAGACUGGGUCUAGUUUUAUUUGUCAGUGUCCGGCUGGCUAUGAAGGAGGAUUGUGUGGUUUGCAAACUUUCUCUUGUCUUUCUAGUCCCUGUGGCAAUGGUGGGACUUGUAUUGAAGGAGUGGCCGAAGGAGGUUAUAAUUGUCUGUGUCCUCUUGGAUUUGGUGGCAAUAAUUGCAAUGAAAUGCUGCAAGUCAGUACUCCAUCAUUCAACCGAACCUCCUACCAGGAAUAUUCUUCUCCUGCUCCGAUCUCACUCAGUACCAUUAUCUCCCUCUCGUUCCAUCCCACCUCAUCAAAUGGGUUGAUCCUCUACAUUGGUGACGUCUCCACAACUCGUGACUUCCUCUCCCUCUCUCUUGUCAGUGGAAGAAUCCAACUACGCUACGACCUUGGCUCCGGCCCAGCCAUUAUAGCGAGCCCAUCCGUUAUACCGUUAAACCAGUGGACCAGUGUCACCGUCAAUAGAGUAAGGAAAGAUGGGGUACUGGUCGUUGACAGUGUCAGUACUAAUGGUAGUUCACCUGGUUUCGCUGGAUUGCUUAAUCCUGCCGGUAAUUUAUACAUAGGAGGAGGGGCAGGAGGAGUGGGAGGGUAUCAGGUAUCACCUAAUGCAGGGUCUCAUGUGGGUCUCACUGGCUGUGUGGAUACUGCUACUCUUAGAGUCAAUAGCUUUGGUUUAGGUGCUGUGAUAUCAAGCAGAGGUGUCAUACAGUGUCAAGUUGAUCCCUGCUCUCAUUCUCCCUGUCAAAAUGGCGGCUCUUGUGUCUCUAGUGAUCUCACUUACUCUUGUGUCUGCCCAUUGGGUUACUCUGGGGAUCAGUGUCAGGAAAUUUCUAAUGCUACAGAGGGAGCUGCUAUCAGUCAGUGUCCUACUAGUGUCGCUUGUAAUGUUAAUCCUUGUCUUAAUGGAGGGAAGUGUAUAGCAGUCCUGGUUAAUGGCAUUAUAGAGGAGAGGUGUCAGUGCUCACUGCCUUUCGCUGCUGGAGCAAAGUGUGAACAACGAGUUUCGUUUAGUUCUGCUUUUUUUGCUGGUGAUGGCUACCUUCUGUUUCCAGCUGUUAAUAUUCCUCUUAGCAGUAUUACAAUACAUACUGAAAUAAGAUUGUCUAUCAUUCCUAGCAAUGGAUCAGGACUAUUACUCUAUAUUGGCCAUGCUAAUCCAUCGACUGGUAAUUAUUUACUGGUUGGUAUGAACGAAGGAGUGUUAGAGUUCCGUUUUCAACUGGGCUCUGGAGUUGGUUUAGUUGAAACUAGCCAACCAUUAGCGAUAGGGCAGCAGCAUAACAUCACACUAUUGAGGACUGAUUAUAGAGGAAGAAUAUUAAUGUCACAAGGUAACACCACAGUGUUUACUGAUGGAAUGUCUCAGGGUUCAUCAAGACACUUGAAUCUUUCGCCGUACGACUUUGUACUGUUUCUAGGCGGAGCCCCAAAUGUUCCUCUCAUAUCUCAGCAAGUUUAUCAAACUGGUUUUUCAGGAUGUCUAGUCUCAGUGGUUCAGCUUGGCUAUUCAAUGAAUCCAGAGCCAGUUCCAUUUGACACUUCAUCAGUCGGGGAGAAUGUAACAACUUGUUCAUAACAGUGACCCUGUUUUUUAUGUUUUCACUUAUAACCAAUGUCAUAAUUUUUACAUUUUUAAUAACAAAGUUAAUUAUAGUGCUCAUUACA
Molecule: messenger RNA, 8088 nt
Organism: Amphimedon queenslandica
Lineage: Eukaryota; Metazoa; Porifera; Demospongiae; Haplosclerida; Niphatidae
Product: neurogenic locus notch homolog protein 1-like
Exons: 13
Coding region: 41-7999 (2652 amino acids)
Molecular function (GO): calcium ion binding
Source: RefSeq, a predicted model, not a curated record